This is a messenger RNA of Phytophthora nicotianae INRA-310, 1425 nucleotides long. RefSeq lists its product as hypothetical. The transcript has 2 exons. The record is from RefSeq and is a predicted model, not a curated record. The coding region runs from base 1 to 1425 and encodes 474 amino acids. Lineage: Eukaryota; Oomycota; Peronosporomycetes; Peronosporales; Peronosporaceae.
AUGACGGAGCUGACGCAGCGCAAGGUGGGGCCGUCUCCUUCUCCGUCUCCUCCUCUCUCCAAUGACGGCAAAGGCGUCCGUGUGACUGAGUUCGAUACACGUCCAGUAUGCGCCAAUGAACCUCCGCGUCGCUACGUGCAACAAGGGGAUCAGUUAUUGUCAACGGGUCAGGGUCGCGCUCGGAACGCCGGCUGCCUCACGUUGUCCGGACUGAGUCGCGAGCUACAGGAAAUGUUCUUACCGGCUGGUUAUCCGGACAGCGUGAGUGAGGACUACCUCAGCUUCCAGUUCUGGGACACAUUGCAGGCAAUGUGCAGUUACCUUCGCGGUGUGUUGGCAACGCAGUCUGUACUACAAAGUGUGGGGGUGGGAGACGACAAGGCUACGCCUCUGGCAGCAGCACUGCAAUGGGUUCUGAGGGACGGUUCGGGUAUGAUCGGCGGGUUGACCUUCGCCUACUUUGUGGGGCCCAAGUUCGACGUUAACGUUAAGCGCUGGCGGCUUUUUGCUGAUGUAAUUAACGACGUGGGCUUGACGCUCGACAUGGUUGCGCCUUACUUCCCCACUUUAGUGACCGAAGUACUCUGUGUCUCGAGUGUUUGCAAGACCAUGUGUGGAGUAGCUGCUGGUGCUACGAGGUCGUCGUUGAUGACGCACUUCGCCAAGAGGGACAAUAUGGCUGAUUGUGCUGCUAAAGAAGGGUCUCAAGAGACGGCAGUGAAGCUGUUUGGACUUCUAUUUGGCAUGUAUUUCGCCAAUGCCGUCAACUCGUCGCCUCGGGCGGUGUGGGUCGCGUUCUUGGUAUUGACGCUCGUGCACGUGUACGCGAAUUUCAACGCUGUGUCGUGUUUGUGCAUCCCCACGGUGAACUGCUCGAGAGGAUUGAUAUUGGUCCAAAGAUUCUUGACGUCGGUUAAUAAACCUGGCAAGGAGAACGUUGCCGACCAUCAUGGACGGUAUUCCAUCCGCAGUGUCAACCAGGAAGAGCCGAUCUUCAAAGACCCCGUAUUGCCAGUGACGAGUGAUUUGGUCAUGGGAUCAGAGCUCCAUCAGGCAGUUCCGACCUCGACGGACCUCGACCGACUGCUGCAGAUUUAUGAGGAUGAAACGUACUUGUUGACGGUUGUGGGUGAUCAUGUGCAUGUCAUAUUCCAAGCGGAAGCGAAGCCUAAAGACGAGCUGCGGGCUUUCUUCCAGGCUGUUUUGGUGCUCCAGGCUCUGGCUUUGGUUCCUCCUACUGCGUCGCCACCUCCGUCAACGAGCGAUGGCAGCAUCAAGCAUCAACCAUUGCUCGAAUCUACGUAUCGCAAGAUGACGUCCGACUUCCCACUGUUCCUCCAAGUGCUGCAGAAUAGCGGCUGGAGAACCCACAUGUUCCUGCUCAACACGUCAACCUGGCGGAUCAAGAUCAGUGACCGCACCUAG